Messenger RNA from Aplosporella prunicola CBS 121167, 2487 nucleotides. RefSeq lists its product as uncharacterized. Gene Ontology annotation, molecular function: protein binding. The record is from RefSeq and is a predicted model, not a curated record. Bases 1 to 2487 code for a protein of 828 amino acids. Lineage: Eukaryota; Fungi; Ascomycota; Dothideomycetes; Botryosphaeriales; Aplosporellaceae. The transcript is spliced from 2 exons.
AUGAACGAUGUGCUCCCCUCGUACGAGGCCGCCAACACGCGCGAUCCCUGGACCAUCAUUGCCCGAUACAUACCGUCGACGGACCUCUGUUCGGCGGCUCUCGUGUGCAGGCAGUGGCAUGACAUAUUCACGCCGCAGCUUUGGGGGAACCCCGCGUCGCACUUUGGCGUGCAAAACGACGUCGUCUACGUCGCCCUCACGCGCUUCAAGCGCACCCUCGCCUGGGCCAGGCUGAGCACGAGAUGGCUCACCCACACGCUGCACUUCCCGCCCGCCCAUGCCGAAAUCUACGACGGCCCGCACUCGGACUGGCUCCGCGAUAUCCUCGAGCGCCUGCCGCGCCUGCAGUCGCUGAUUGUAAGCGAGCUGCCUUUUUUCGACCAUGGCGCCCUCACCACCCUCCGCCGUCCCAGCAAUUUCCCAUCAACCUCGCACUCGGACAGGCUCCCGCGACAACUGCCCGACUCUCCUGUCUUCGGCCUGCGCUAUCUGGAGGCGUCGUGCUGCAAAAAUGCUACGUACAGCGGCCUGGCCGAGGCGCUGAAGCACUUUCCCUCGCUUCUGUAUCUGGAUCUCUCCAAGACCAAGUCGGCAAAGGAUGCGCAUGUCUUGUCGGUGCUUAACCACUGUUUCAGCCUCCGGAUCUUGAAGUUGCGGUCUAUCGGAUUGACGGACAAAGAGGUGGAAGCACUGGCUCGUGCCGUGAAGAGGGGACUGAAGAGCCUGGAUCUCCGCGACAACCAGUUAACCGACAACAGUGCACGAAUCCUUUUGGAGAAUUGCUUCAAGGUCAAGAACGUCCCUCGAUUGGGCCCCAGCGACACUCCGCCAGAGGAACCAGAAUCCACUUAUUCGUCUCUAAUUUCGAGGGCAGACUCGGAAAGGCAAACAGGUCGCAUAUUUGACGAGCAUAACAAGGAGGAUCUAGAUGCGCGUGUCCGUUCUGAGCUGGUCGGCGAAUUUUCCGGGACAGCCAUACUAAACGACACAUACGACGGCGGUAUUACUCAUUUGUACAUUUCGGAUAACCACUUGAGCGUCGAGGGCAUAUCCGGUCUGCUUAGGUCAGGGAGACUCCAAGUUCUGGAUGCCGGGACCGUCAUGAGGGGAAUAACCCGAUCCAAGGCUCGCUCUCUCUUAUUUCCGGAAGACAGUGACCCCACCGCGGGCUUCACCAUGCCCGGCGCGGAAAAGCUGACUCCAAUCAUCAAGGCUUACGCAUCGGAGAAGCUGACCUACCUGAGGAUAAACCACGCCGUCGUCACCGAGGAGACUGCAAUAGCCGAUCUUGCUGCUGGCAGGCAAGAGCUCCAGGGCAAUCUGGCCGUGUACGCCCCAUCGAAUGCUCGCGAGCUCGACGCUGUCACGAAUCAAAUACACGAAGUAUCCGGCGACAGCGCUUUCCAAGAGAUGUCAGGCGAGGAGUGGCGAGCAGAGCUGCCCGGAGACAGCCAGAUUAUCGCAGAGCUUCCUGGGGAUAUGCCCUACAUGCCAGAAAAGUAUCCUUCGAAUCAGCCAGGAGUCGUCGUCGAGCGACCAGAGAUUCCAAAGGUGAAGAAAGGGAGCGCCUUCGCCCCCGAAGUCGUGCCCGACCUGGGAAAUCUCCGGCUCGCCGACGGCGAAGGGACGCUCGAUACGCUCGACGGAUCGGACACGCACUCCAGCGUCAGAUCCUUGCAGAAAGGCCCGCUGUUUGUCGCGGCCAACGACAGGCGCUCGCGGCUCCAGCUGAGGCAAUCGACCGAAAACACGCUCCAUCCUCGCGACGUCGCACGCAUCGAGACGCUCGUCCUCACCGACGUGCCCAAGGAGUCGACGAUGCGCGAGUCGGCGCGCCGGCUGAUCCAGUUCAUCAGCGACUGCGCGGAGGAGGUGGCGAUCGCCAAGAUGCGGGCGCGCAUCGCGUACACGCUGCCGCCGGGGCGAGACCGGCAAGCGGCGGAGCGCGAGUACGCGCGGUCGCAGUUCCAGCUGCGGCGCAUCGUGCUGGAGAUGGCCAUGGACGAGGAGGCGUACGCGCCCAAGAAGCCGACGACGACGUGGCGGCAGUACCCGACCAAGAGCUCGACCGAGGACGCCGACUCGGAGGCGUUCUGGUCGGCGGCCGCGCACGACUUCUCCUUCUUCGGCGACGAGGAGUGCGGCAUCCCGGGCAUGGAGCCAGGACGCACGCUCCCGCUCGCGCUGCUCAGCGAGAAGAUCAUCCUGCCGUCGGUGGCGGAUCCGCCGCCGGUGCUGCUGGCGCCGAACCAGCAGCGCAAGGAGCGCGCGGUGCCGUGCUUCGACGUUGUCAAGGAGGUGGCUGCGUUCCGCAAGGAGUGCCGGGCGAAGUAUGCGGCGAGGGUGGCUGUGGGCGAGGCGGAGCCCGACGUGGAGGGCUUGUGGGAGGGGGAGGUUAGCGUGGUGAGGCCGAGCCCGAAAACGGAAAUGAGGGGCGACGUGGAUUGCUACGGGAAUUAUUACGAGCAAGGCUAUAAUUAUCGAUGA